AUGUUGUUAUUGUUGAACGUUGAGAAUCUUUACCGAACUUUGAGAAACAUUUUUGAAUCUGCUAUGCUAGAAGUUAUAACAAUUGCCAUCUUCUUACACCUUCCAACAAGAAAUAUUAGUCACAUGAGAUGCUUACGAGUUAAGGUCGAAUGGGAAAAUAAACAUCGCACCGAACAGGCUUUCAUUCAAAUUACGUACACACGAAAAUUGCAGAUCAGAGAUUUGAAUUGUGAGGUAGACAACAAAAUUAAUGUGAUUAAAAUAAGAUAUGAAAAGAAGCGCCAAGCGCUCUGCAAUAUCAAAGGCAUCGACAUGAAAUUUUAA
Messenger RNA from Clunio marinus, 324 nucleotides. The record is from the annotation of a GenBank genome assembly. NCBI's taxonomy places the organism in Eukaryota, Metazoa, Arthropoda, Insecta, Diptera, Chironomidae.